Messenger RNA from Ictidomys tridecemlineatus (thirteen-lined ground squirrel), 4339 nucleotides. The record is from RefSeq and is a predicted model, not a curated record. NCBI's taxonomy places the organism in Eukaryota, Metazoa, Chordata, Mammalia, Rodentia, Sciuridae.
GGGAAAACUAGAAAUCUGUAUGCAACAAAGUGAAAUUAAACCCCUAUCUCUCACCAUGCACAAAACAGAGCAGAACAAGUACCUGCUUCUGAAAAUUGCCUUUUGUGAGGAAUUCUGUUUUUACUCAAGGCAUUUAGGUCAAUUCCAUAUAUCUGAAGCAUGCAAAUAAUGUCAUUCUCUUUUAACUAUUGACUUUAGUCUGUUAAAAAAAUAAAAUAAUAAAAUGCUGGGAUUACUUGCCAUUGAGAUAGUACAUUUUUCAUGUGGUUUCACAUCUAUAUUCAUCUCCCCCUGCACACUCCACAAAUAAUAGGUGGUGUGCAGAAAAUUAAGAGAACAAACCAUGACUUAUAUAGCUUUAUCUUCUAGGAAAUAAUGAGGUUGGACUAAGGUUGGAACUACUAAGGGAAAGCCAAUAACAACAACAAAAUGUUACAAACAAAGAUAUUUACUAAUGUAUAUUUUAUAAUAGUGAAAACCUGGAAAUAAAUUUGUAUCCAUAGGGUCUGGCUAAGUAAAUACUGUAUACUAUAGAAAAUGAUAAAGCAGUUACGAAGAAUAAGUUAUACCCUUUAGAGCCACUAUUGAGAAAAACAGAAGGCAAGUUAUAGAACAUAUCCAGUAUGAUCUUGUGUAUGUUCUUAAAAUAAAACAGAUCUUUGGAUCUGACUUAAGUAUGCUAAUCCAUAGAAAAGGGUCAGGAAGAAAUAAAAUGGUUAAUAAUGUUAUUUCUGAGAAUGAUGUAGGGUUGGUGGGGCUGGGUGUGAUGGAAGCUCUUCCCUUUUUGCUCUAGGUCUCUGUAUUUGGGGUUUUUUAUGAAGACAUAAUCAUGGUUUCCUUUUAUAAUUACAAAGUCUGAAAAUACUGGAGAGAAAUUGGAACACCAGGCAGAAAUUGAGGUCAGGAGAAGGAAGAUGAGGCACUUUGGGAUAGUGGAUUCUGGCAAUUGACAUAGGUGCCCUCAUCCUCUGAUAUUCUGUGAAAUGGUGACUUGGGGCUUGACAUAGGUGCCCUCAUCCUGUGAUAUUUUGCAAAUGGUGACUUGGGGCUUGUGCAAUGUUUUCAGGAGAUAUAUAUGUAUUUGUGUGUGCAUGUGUGUAUGUGUAUAUAUACACAAAUAUGUGUGUGUGUGUGUGUGUGUGUAUCUUUAUCUGUAUUACUCCAAAAGGAAUGAUCUAGAAUACAGGGUUUGCAAAUAAAGAAAACCCAAGAACUUUUAAGAACAAUUUUCAUAUGUAGUUUCCUCUGGGAUAUUUAAUCUGUUAUCCAUAUAAGCAUUGGAUAAGAAAAAAUUCAUAUCUGUAGGAAGCAUGGAUUCACUUCUAUCCCUGUAUGAAUAAUUCUUUUUUUAAAAAAUGUGUUAAUUUUUUUCUGUUUUUACUUUAUUUUAACUUUUAUUUAAUUGUAGAUGGACAUAAUACCUUUAUUUAUUUUUAUGUGGUGCUGAGGCUUGAACCCAGUGCCUCACACAUGCCAGGCAAGCACUACUGUACCACUGAGUUACAACCCCAGCCCUGUAUGAAUAAUUUUUUCCCAAUAAUAGAAGAGUUGUUUCUACACAGAGAUCUUCUGUCUACUGACUUAAUUUCCACUCUGGUGGAUGGUGUCAUUUUGUCUGUAAAUGUUAACUGAGCCCUGUAAGCAACUCUAGGUGUGGGAGAUGCAAACUGGUGGAGAACAGACAAGGCCUUUGCUCUGUUGGAGCUUCCCGUCAGGCAGGGGCAGAGGUGAGAAAAGACAGGAAGUGAGUCCUCCUGUGAUGUGAACUAGACAGGGUGAUGUGAUGGGGAGAGAACAGGGAAAUGCCUUUACAUUGGCAGUUAGGAAAGACUUCUCUGAGGAAGUAAAUUCAGAAACCAUGGCAUGCAUGACAAGAGAGACCCAGAUGUGAGUAAUCAUUUGGAGGAGGAGCAUUUCAGGCAGAGGGAACUAGAGUCGUGUGUCUCUGGGGUUCCAGAGCUUGCUGUGUGGUUAGGACUUACGGAGACUCGGUGAAGAUAUGUGAAAGUGGUCUGCAGGGACAGAAUUAUGUCAAGUCUUAAGGAUGAGGCGAGCUCUUCAGACCUCCAGCUGGCCAUGUGGUGAGUUCAGAGAACUGAUCAGGGCGUACCACAGUCAUCAGAGGACUCCUGUCUGUUCUGAACUGAUUCACACCAGCUUCAAGCCUGGAAGGAUGGUGUCACAGUCAGUAGGCCGGCGGGAUUCUCCUGCGGACCUCUGGGAAGGGAUCAGUCAUGACACUGGCAGCUCACCCAGUAUCCUGGACACUGACCACCGUCUUUGCCAAGUAGACAUCAGGGUCACGAGGCACAAAGCUGCCUGGAUUAACCCCCUGUGUGUGCAGCAGCAAAUGCCGGAUUUACCCCUCCAGGUGCCAAAAGUGGGGACUAGGGGGAACCAUUUUGUGAUGGAUGCUGCCUCCCCCUUGGGCCCUUCACCAUCGUCUCUUGGGGGUCCCAUGGCAGAGACCUCAUUGUCUGAGAAUUCUGUGGCCUCCAAGGGUUCAGGUGAAAAGAACAGUCACUUCUUCACCUCCACAGAAGAGUCUGAGUUGUUCCCAGCACCUUCUCAGCGAGUGUCUCUGCUCAAGAGCCCUGAGAUUUUGGCCUCUUCCCCGUGUCCUGAAACUGACAGUGCUGUUUUUGAGUCUUCCCACUUGACUGCUUCUGCUGAUGAAGGUGCUGUUCAGAUAAGGAGAAGAGCCAUUUCUUUGAAUUCCGUCUUACCAGAGGCAUUUGUAUUACCUGUUGACAUAGAAAAGGAGAAUGCCUACUUUUAUGUUGCUGAUAUGAUUAUAUCAGCUAUGGAGAAAAUGAAGUAUGACAUCGUGAGUCAACAGCAGGCGGAGAGCUGGAGCAUAAAAGAAGCCAGUGGGUCCCUUGGGAGUGACCAAGUUGACUCCGAAAUGACCAUUUAUACCAACCCAAAGCAAGAAUCUGGGUCUUCCACUUCCUCUGACAGUGGCUAUGAAGGUUGUGCUGUGUUACAGGUCAGCCCCAAGGUCGAAACACCUUCUCACUCUAAUGUGGUGCAAGAGGCCUGCAGAUGCAGCCUUGAUGAGUUUGUUAUUGUAGAAGUUGGAGAGUUUAAUGAUAUUAGAGAAACUUGUAGCUGUUCCUACAGGUCCUGUAAGAGUGUUUCUCAUGAGGCAGACUUCAAUUCUCCUGAGUUGUUAGCCAAAGAGUUGUACCAAGUAUUCCAGAAGUGCUGGGUAUCGUCAGCAGUUAAGUAUCAGCUGGCAGAUUCCCUGAAUGCAAGUGAUUCAGGAGUUGCAAAUGAAGAAAAUGUCCGAAAAGACUUUGAAUCCAGUAUGGAUAUAGUACAGGACAUUCAACUUAAGUCUAGAGUCAGAGGAACUGAAGACUGGGCUCCCCCUAGAUUUCAGAUCAUACUUGAUCUUCAUCCUCCACUCAAGAGGGAGCUGGUGGUAGUGGCCCAGAAUUUCCUCUGUGCUGGCUGUGGAACUCCAAUAGAGCCUAGUAAGUAUCUCCUGGAUAGCAUAUGGCACCAACCCAUUUUCAAUCUGCUGAGCAUCGGCCAGAACCUCUAUGCGAAAGUCAAGGAACUGGACAGGGUAAAGGACAUCCAGGAGCAGCUUUUUCAUAUCAAGAAGCUAUUGAAGACCUGCAGGUUUGCUGCCAGCUCUGUCAGGGAAAGGGCUUCAUUUGUGAAUUUUGCCGGAGUACAACUGUCAUCUUCCCAUUUCAGACGGCAACUUGUAGAAGAUGUUCAGCAUGCAGGGCUUGCUUUCACAAACAGUGCUUCCAGUCAUCCCGGUGCCCUCGGUGUGCAAGGAUCACUACUCGGCGGAGACUUUUGGAAAGUUUGCCCUCUGCAGCCACAUGAUGCCCCUUGAGUAUUGUGAACUGUCGUUCAACAUGCCUUAUGAUAAAAUGCAUUUGUGUGUAUUAUUGUCACUUUGUUUUUGGUAUCAGGAAUUGUAUAUUUAUGAAAAAAUAUGGCCCAGAUUUCUCUUUAUUAUAAACAUAUAUGUACAUAUUUAAUAUUUUAAAAAUGCAUAAUUUUUGUUAUUAAGUAUAUUGUUACUAAUACAUGUUUACAUAUGGUAACAUACUGGUGUGCACAUGUGUGACAUUUUUGCUGCUACUAGGGUUAUUUAAGAGUUUUUAAAGGGCACUUCUUAAAUUGUAUUGUAAUAGUUGUAUUUAGUUAAUCUUGGAGCCUUUUUUAUAAAUUGUAACUGACAAAAUGAAUUAUUCAGUUCCUCUUCCUUUAAAGCUUGUUUGGUGAAACUGGUUCUUUCAGUGAACAGAAAUGAAACCUGAAAUCUGUCUGCUCCAUAUAUUUUUUCUUCAAUAAACAUACUUCUACCUAAAUG